Leptosia nina is the source of this 3474-nucleotide messenger RNA. NCBI's taxonomy places the organism in Eukaryota, Metazoa, Arthropoda, Insecta, Lepidoptera, Pieridae. The record is from the annotation of a GenBank genome assembly.
AUGGCGGGAGGCGGUUGGCGUCGAAGCGCCGCGCGCUUGCGCACUCUGCGCAUCUUGUUGAGGGACACAACUCGCGCGCUUCACGAAGUUCAAGAUAUAUUGGCUUUCGAUCCAGAAAUAACGACAACAGUAGAACACAUCGGCAACCAAUCGACCAGACCAACUGCUCUUGUUAUACUGGGUACCAGUGCUACUGCGAAGGCGCGACUGUUACACUGUAUCCUGGGGCGACGUCUGCUUCCGGAUCCAUUGCCUAGAGGAUGUCGUUGGUUACGUAUUCAGUACGGGUCAAGCACUCAAGUGCACUUGACGCUGGGCACUUCAGAGUUCGAGCUGGUCGAGGAGUUGGAGUGCAAUCGACAGCCGUGGGACACUUUGCCACUUCAGGAUUUACUUCGACAAGACAGUACAGAUGUCACCACACUCCUGGAGAUCGAGUUAAACAAUUCAUUUCUCAAAGAUGGUCUCCGGAUAGUCAUACCACCAGAUCUCGAGAUAGACCCUGGACCGAUCAGCUCCCAAACGCUCAAGGAAACUCACGCUGAAUUCUAUCAAAAACGAGAUAGCAUUUUACGAAACUACUCUCCCAUUUAUCUGUACGCACUAGAUCGACACGGAAGGAAUAUUUUUAAUGAGACUAUCAACAGAAUGUCGGUGUCGAAAAGCGAUGAAGACUUUUGGACGACGUUCAAUCUGUAUAGCGUUAAUAAAGUGGAAAAGGUGGAGAAGGCUGAGGAAUUAGUGUGGAAAGAGAAUCAGGAAGCGUCGGUUUUUAACUCCGAGAACUGUCUCGACUUCCAGCAAAUCAAAGAAAUCAAUCCCAACUCGCAGAUCCUUUUCGUUCUUUUCGCUGACAGCGAGUGUGAAGACCGGCGAAUGGAAGUGAACGACGCGACCGAGUCGACCGAGUCACCUUAUCGGAGUGAAGAGUUGCCGGAGUCAGAUCGAGAUUUGCAGAGAGAGGGGGUGUUGCAACGCGCAGAAGAAUGUCCAGCAACGAAAGCCAUGGAAAUACGAUCUCAAGAAGAAAAAAUAGCGUUCAUGAAUGAGCUGCUUGAUCAGUGGGAAGUUAUAUCCAAUCCACCAGCAAAGCAUCAUGUCAAAUCACAAUGGGUGAUCCUCGACGAUGCAGAUAUACUCAAAAACAUAGACAAAGCAGGUCCAGAGGUGGAGAAACGAAAGAAGGAGCCUGUCGCAAGAACAGUGAAGAGCAGAACUGUGCUUUUAAACAAUGUGCUUAAAUUCGCGACGGAGAGCGCUCAAAGUUCUCUGUUGGAUCAUUGCUCUGUGUUGAGUGAGAUCCACGUAAAAGUACUCCAACAGCUGAUUCUGUCGUCGUUCGAUUUGGCGAGAGAGUUACAAGUUGUGCCCAAGAAGAUACAGUACGUUGCCAAGCAAGAACAGCAUUUGUACCAGACUAUAAAUGACAAGUUCUCGGAGGGCGACAAGAAACAGGAAUUACUGAAGAUAAUGCAAGAGGUUCUUCAGGAGAUGAAGUAUGAAAUACACAAUAUGGAUUGGAGUGUUGAUGAUCUCCCAUGCCAUCAAGAUAGGCAGUUUAUGGUGUCGAAUUCAAUAUUUUACACCAACCGACAUACACCCAGCAUAUCCAUACGGUUGAACCAGAUAAACCGUCCAUAUCUGAACCAAAGCGGUUCUCAAUUAACGCCGAACGACUCGCCCAUAUCGAACAAAGGAAAAGAUUUUGAGAGGACCGAGUCGAAUCUUUUGAGCGAGGACAACGUUAAUUUGUCGGACGUGGAGGAAGCGUUGUCGUACGACAGUUUUAAUAUGGACGAUUACGAUAUCGUGACGUCGAAUGAGGAAAGUUUCGGAGCUAGUCAGAGUUUUGGGUUCCAGAAUAAUGCAGAAGAACCACUCAGCAGGACAAUACCAAUAGAGAAUGAGAAUGAGUCUGUCUCGCUCUCGCAAGCAUGGCGCAGUGUGCGUAGCACGACAUCCACCUGCUCAAAUACUUCGCUAUCCACCAAGCAAGCCUCGCUCGACGUCCAGAGAACAGUUCUAUCAAAACUUAGUCACAAGAUAAGUUUGAAACUAGUUAAGUUUGUGGACUGUUUGAAAGACACAUACUUCGGCACACUACAAAGGUGUCUCGAAUCCUUAGAAUCCUGCUGUCGCGAAGAAUUGGGUGGGAGGCCAGCGAGCGAGGCCAUGCGACAGGUGGUGUCCGUAGCACGGCAGGUAGAUCUCCAGCCUUGCGCUUCCUUCUGUAUGUUGCGAAGCCUCUUGGAGUCCUUACGAAGGUUCUUCCAUAAGUUACGUGUAGUAGCUGGAGACGCGGACGACGCCUGCUGUGUCCUAAGUCCAGUGUGGAGGAGACAGGUCGCUCUACAUACGCUGGCCUCCUUGUCGACUCACAAGCUAGCUAAACUUAUCUCGUCUCAGAUUCUCGAUAGACUGAGCGUAGCCCACGAAAAGUAUCAAUCGGCUUUGACGUCGCUAGAGGGCGCUCUCACCAGUCGUCUGCAUCAUACUGAAGAUGUGAAAUUGACGAUACGGAAAAAAUUUGCGCCAUUGUUUGCCCGUCUUUGUCUAGAAAGUACUUCGAUGUGUGACCUGCUUAUGUAUGGUGUUCCAGAUUUAGGACGAGAAAUCGGCCGUGGACAGUACGGUGUUGUGUACGCGGUGCGCGGCUCUUGGGCCGGCAUGUCACCCGUGGCUGCUAAAUCUGUUUUGCCUGCCGAUGACAGGCAUUACCACGAGCUGGCUAUGGAAUUCUUUUACACCAGAAGUAUUCCCCCCCACCCGCGGAUAGUCCGUCUACUUGGCUCUCUAGUGCAGCGUAGUGGUUCCGGCCCAGGUGGUGCUUCAGGUGUUGGUGUCAUUUUGGUCUCCCAACGAUGGAGUCGGGAUCUUCAUACAGCUGUUCGUGCUGGACUAAACUUUGCUCAGCGCAUGAGGAUCGGUUGUGACAUCGUUGAGGGUAUCCGCUACCUACACUCAGUGGGUCUUGUACACCGCGAUAUAAAGCUGAAGAACGUUCUCCUUGACAACGAUAACAGAGCUGCUCUAUCUGACCUUGGGUUCUGCGCAGCGGGUGCUUUGGUGUCUGGAUCCCUGGUCGGGACUCCGGUUCACAUGGCGCCUGAAUUGCUCGGUGGACGGUAUCAUAGCGCCGUCGAUGUAUAUGCUUUUGGAAUAUUGUUUUGGUAUCUUUGUGCUGGUAAUAUUCGUCUACCCUCAGCUUUUGAGACUUUCCAGAAUAAGGAACAGCUCUGGAGUAAAGUAAAACGAGGUCUACGACCAGAACGGUUACCACAAUUCUCGGACGCGUGUUGGGAGAUUAUGGAGUUGUGCUGGGCUACAGAGCCGUCGCAACGUGCGUUAUUGGGUGACAUACAGCCUAAAAUAGAGGCGAUCCUUUGUCAAGCACUGAGCGAAGACCAAGAAGUUCCACACCAACGUAUUUCGGUAUCGGAAGAUGAUAGUCUGAACAUGACGGGACUUAGUUAA